Messenger RNA from Sinocyclocheilus grahami, 2592 nucleotides. Its product is annotated as verrucotoxin subunit beta-like. Lineage: Eukaryota; Metazoa; Chordata; Actinopteri; Cypriniformes; Cyprinidae. The record is from RefSeq and is a predicted model, not a curated record. Gene Ontology annotation, molecular function: protein binding. The coding region runs from base 73 to 2592 and encodes 839 amino acids. The transcript has 4 exons.
CUACUGACAAAAGCUUCAACUCCUCAACAACAAGAUAAACAGAAGAACGAGCUUUGAAGAAAAUACAGAAGCAUGGACUCAGUGGGAGUGAAUCUGAUAAAAGCAGCUGCUCUUGGGAGACCCUUCCAGCUCGGCAUGCUGUAUGACUGCAGAAAAGACGAGUUAAUAGCAGGAAUCAGACUUUGGAAUAAAGAACAGCUGGAGCAGAAUAUUGGUGCUCGCCCCCAGAUUAAUACAGAUUUCAAUGUCACAGCUUCAGACUCCAUUAAGGACAAAUCUAACUUACUAAAUAUUGAAGGUGGACUGAACCUGAGUGUCUUAGGUGGACUCGUCCAGGUUAGUGGUGCAGCAAAGUAUCUCAAAGACACCAAGACGUCUUUCAUACAGCAGAGACUGACGCUACAUUAUCAUUCAACCAGCGAGUUUAAAGAACUGACCGUGAAUCAGUUACCUUCUGAAAAUAUUCCUGAUGAUGAUAAUGACAUAGCCACACAUGUAGUAACAGGAAUACUGUAUGGAGCAGAUGCCUGCUUUGUGUUUGACAGACAAGUUUCUUCAGAUGAGGACAAAAGGACAGUAAAAGGAGAAGUAAAAAUGGCUCUAGAGAAACUGCUGGGUGUCAUUUCAGUAGAUGCAAACGCUGACCUGAACAUGAAUGACAAAGAGAAAACUGCAGUGAAAAACUUCACAUGCACAUUUUAUGGCGACUUCCAGCUGCCGUCUAACCCGACCACUUUUGAAGAUGCGAUGAAGGUUUUUGCUGAUCUUCCGAAACUGCUGAAAGAAAACCAACAGCUGGCGGUUCCUCUGAGAGUUUGGCUUUAUCCUCUGGACAAACUUCGCUCAAGAGCUUCAAAACUUCUGAAAGACAUCAGCAUGGAUCUAAUGUUAGAAACCGAAUCAGUGGUUGAGAGUUUAUAUACAGCUGAGAUGAAAUGCAGUGAUCUUCUGGAAGACUCUCCUGCUGUGACUUUUGCUGCAUUUCAUGAUAAAAUUCUGCAAAUGAAGCAAAACUGCUACAAGUACAAGUUGAGGCUGGUGAAGAAACUCGGCUCUCUGCUGCCAAACAUCCGUGGAGACAAGAUGAAGGAAACAGCACUGAAUGAUCUUCUACAAGAACAUGAAGAAUCUCCAUUCAAUGAAAGGGACCUCACAGAAUGGCUGAAAGAGAGAGAAAGAGAGUCUGAGAUCAUUAAGACAGUCCUCAGACAGCUGAAGGAUUACGGUGCACAGGUGGAAGUCAACAUAGAUGCCAUCAUGAUGGAUCUGGAGGUUGGAAAUCUGGUCAGUUACACGUUCACAUCUCUGAACUGGUCAGACACGAUCCUUCAUAAACAAAAGGCCUAUCUGAGUUCUUCAACAAAAGGAGAAAAUGUAGAGAUAAGCCCUGAUAUCAAGCAAAAGUCUUGGCUCACGGCCAAUAUCCAAAAGACCAUGAGGAGAAACCUGGAGAUAUUUAAGAACCUGAUGAAUUCAAAGGACUGUAAACCAGCCACGUUUAUUGUGUCCUCAAAAGAAAUGGUGAAUAAUCCUGGUUCCUGCAUUCUGUUGUAUGAAAGUGAAUGUGAAGAAGCUGUGUGCUUCACUCCUCCAUCCAAACCAGUCUGUCCAGUCACUGAAGAGCUCAAAGGUCAGAGUGUGGUUCUGAAGGUGCAUCCACCAUGUCCUGCUACAGUGGAGCUCAGGUUACUGUAUAAAGUGAAGCAGGACUCAGUCUGGAGAUCUGAAGCUGUGCUGAAGGAUCAACACACAGUUACUCUGACUGAUCUGAGAGAAGAAGCUGAGUAUGAGAUCAAAUGUGCUGCGCUGGGGAAACUCAACUACACCGUAGACAGUGAUGUUAUGCAUCUAAGGAUCAUUGAGAAGAAGCUCAUCACGGCAUUAGAUUGUGUUACUGAUAAUCUGAGCUUCACUGAAAACAAAUGCAGUGAACUGUUGAAAGACCCCAGGACAAACACAUUUAGCGCAUUUCACAAGAAGAUUGAAGAUAUGAAGCGAUUCUGCCAAAUCUACAGACAAGAUUUCAGUGUUAAAAUUCAGUCGCUGAUCCGGUCAGUUCAAGCCUGUAAAGAAGAGACUCGUGCUUUGACCAGUUUUCUACAAGUCCAUGAGGAGUCUCCAUUUAACACACAGGAUCUCACAGAGUGGAUCAGAGAGAAAGAGAAAGAAUUAAACACAGUUAAUGAGUUUCUUCAACAAUUACUGGACUUUGGAGCUGAAGUGAAUACAAGCUUAGAUACAGUUUUGUCAGAUGUUAAGGUGGAGAAUGUGGUUUGCUACACGUUUAGUUCCCUUGAGCAGACAGACAAGCUGCUUUCUGAACAAGAACAUUACCUGAAAGCUCAAACAGUGCGGAUGAAUCCAGGAGCUUCUCCUCGAGUAUUGACGUGGCUCACUGGAAACAUUAGAGAGAAAAUGAGAGAACAUUUAUUAAUUUUUAAGGAGCUGAUGACAUUGCAUAACAGUCAGUCCACUAAAUGUAUUGUUUCCUCAAUAGACCACAAAAAUCAUCCUGGUUCCUGCAUUCUGCUGUAUGAACAUGGAUGUUUGGCUCUGUGUCUUCCUCCACGUCUCAUUCACACGACAGAUUGA